Nomascus leucogenys (northern white-cheeked gibbon) is the source of this 3362-nucleotide messenger RNA. RefSeq names its product BRMS1 transcriptional repressor and anoikis regulator (gene BRMS1). Gene Ontology annotation, molecular function: histone deacetylase binding. Gene Ontology annotation, cellular component: Sin3-type complex. Gene Ontology annotation, biological process: negative regulation of transcription by RNA polymerase II. NCBI's taxonomy places the organism in Eukaryota, Metazoa, Chordata, Mammalia, Primates, Hylobatidae. The record is from RefSeq and is a predicted model, not a curated record.
GAGCAGGGCCGGCACAAUCUCCUCCUCCGAGGCCGAAGCAGAGAUUUAACCGGCCUGACGCGUGCUGGGCUGCGGGCGAGCCAGCGAUAAUCCGGCCCGCUCCGGCGCAUCUAGAAGGGAGUGGGAGGCCCCCUGGGCGCUGCGGAGAAGCUGGGUUGACCUCUGCGAGAGUGGGGAGGGUCUGCCUACCCUAGGGCACUGCCCCGGAGGAGCUGCCAUUCUGAAAAGAUAAAUUGCCUGUGUACAGCGCUUUACAGUGUGCUUUUCCAUCCCUUACCACCUGCGAGCUCCUCCACACUCAGAGCAGGAAUGGUUAUCCGCUUUUUGCACCCGGGGUAAGGUGGGAAGGUUGUGACUUAACUCACUCAUAAUCAGAACCAGCUGGAGGAAAGAAAGGCUUCUAGAAGAGAUAGACUUAAGCUGCGUCUUACAAAGUGAAUAUACUAACAGUGAAGAGGCAUUGCAAAUGUUGGGAACUGAGGCUUGAUAACGGGAAAGAUGAAGCUGGUUUAGAGAACCGAGCCUUUCAAGUCAGGUGCAGGUUAUUAGUGAAAUUGUUGAGGAAUAUGACUAAACGCUCACCUAGGCCAGGCUUACUAUACACAACUUGAACUGGUGUCAAGGAAAGUUUGCUACCAUUACAGGGACCUGGGACUACCGAAAAGUAAAAGCUAAUGUCUGCCUCACAAAAAAAUUUUUUGUUAAAUUUGUAUUUGCAAAUCCUCCAGUCAUCAAGUGAACCAGCACUGUGCUAGGUAAAUAAGGUAUGUGUGCAGCCCCUGCCCUAGUGAGGCUCAUAGACUGAUUUGGGGGACAGACAUGAGAACAGGCAAAUAGAUAUAAACACAGCUUCCUGGAGGGAGUGGUGUCCGCAGUGUUCUAAAGGACUACAAAGCAGUGUCCAGAGAAGUUGGAAGAACAAUAAAAUAGAAGCCUGCAGGGGGUUGAGAGAUUAUCUGCUGAGAGGACUGUUUUCUUCUUAGGUGAUCUCUUGGGAGUACUUGGCACUAUCAGUACAAUUACUACUUGGCAGUACUUGGCUUUCUUCUAAAACUCUCUUUCUUCCGACUUCGGGUUUUGCCUCCUCCUUUGUAGGGGUCUCCUCAUCUGCCCCUUUGGUGACCCUGGGCGUCUUCUGAUCGCACACAUUGUGCCUUGCUAGUCGCACCUUCUCCUGUGGCAUGAAGAACUUGCUGUAUGCUGACAACCAAAUCCCUGCAGCUCAGAUUUCUCACUGAGACUUAGACCCAUGUUCCCCCAGCUGCUUUCCUUCUCUUAUUUCAGGGUCUUUGCUACUGACUCUACCUGCAAUAUUCCCUCAAUAAGUGCAGCUCACCCAGCUGGUCCAUCUUUGGAAGCCUCCCUGCUGCAUCGGGCUCCAGGUCCUGGUUAUAUACCCCUCCCUUAUGCCCCUGGUCUUAACUCUCCUCCUACCAUGGUUAUAGUGUGCUCCUUUGCCCCACUCUCCCAGGAACUUGUAAACUCCGUGAGGUAAAAGAGUCACACUUGGGCCCCUGCAUACCAUAGCGUCUGACGGUACCUAGCAUAUGUUAGAUGUUCAAUACAUGUUAGAUGAGUCAGUAAAAGAAGGAAUGCUUACCAGUGUUCAGUGUUGCUGAGCAUACAAUUAAAAUAAGCACUGAAAAAUAUUGGCAUUAGCCACAAGGAAGUCAUUGGUUAAUGCUACGGGAUCAGUUUCAGCUGAGAUUGAUUACAUCAAACAAGUGGGAGGUGAAAGUAGGAACAGCCAGUGUUCAUGAGACCUUGAAAAGUGUAACUGUGAAGUGGCAAACGGAGCAGUUAGGUGGAAUGGAUGAGGUUUUGUGUUUCUGUGUUUUGUUAAUGCUAGGAAAUACCCAAGCACAUCUAAAGUUUCAUGGGAAGGAGGCUGCUAAGAGUUAGAAGCUGAAGACACAGAAAAGAGAGGGGAGCACUGAUGACCUGCGGUCCAAGAGGAAGCAGAAGGAGAUGGGAUUUGAUCCAGAGCACAAUGAAAGACAAGGAGAUUGUAACGUUAUCUGGAAGAGAAGCCGAGGGCAUUAUAGGCAGAAGGAACAGCUGAGGCAGAGGGCGGAAGAGUCCAGAUGCCCAUCCAGCCUCCAAGCAAAGACACAGAAGAGAUGGAAGCAGAGGGUGAUUCUGCCGCUGAGAUGAAUGGGGAGGAGGAAGAGAGCGAGGAGGAGCGGAGCGGCAGCCAGACAGAGUCAGAAGAGGAGAGCUCUGAGAUGGAUGAUGAGGACUAUGAGCGACGCCGCAGCGAGUGUGUCAGUGAGAUGCUGGACCUAGAGAAGCAGUUCUCGGAGCUAAAGGAGAAGUUGUUCAGGGAACGACUGAGUCAGCUGCGGUUGCGGCUGGAGGAAGUGGGGGCUGAGAGAGCCCCUGAAUACACGGAGCCCCUUGGGGGGCUGCAGCGGAGCCUCAAGAUUCGCAUUCAGGUGGCAGGGAUCUACAAGGGCUUCUGUCUGGAUGUGAUCAGGAAUAAGUAUGAAUGUGAGCUGCAGGGAGCCAAACAGCACCUGGAGAGUGAGAAGCUGCUGCUCUAUGACACGCUGCAGGGGGAGCUGCAGGAGCGGAUCCAGAGGCUGGAGGAGGACCGCCAGAACCUGGACCUCAGCUCUGAAUGGUGGGACGACAAACUGCACGCCAGAGGCAGCUCCAGGUCUUGGGACUCCCUGCCACCCAGCAAGAGGAAGAAGGCACCUCUGGUUUCUGGCCCAUACAUCGUGUACAUGCUUCAAGAGAUCGACAUCCUGGAGGACUGGACGGCCAUCAAAAAGGCUAGGGCAGCUGUGUCCCCUCGGAAGAGAAAAUCGGAUGGACCUUGACCCUGCUGUUCACAGCCACAGGGACCCUCAGAGCAGGUGGCACCGCACCCAGGAUUCUCAUCCUCCUGCAGACAGGCGGACCCACAGGCCCCUCAGGGUCUGCCCAGCCAGGCUCCUGUGGUGCUGCUGGGCCCUCCCACUCCAGCUGGCACUGGCCUGGACUCCUCCUCUGCCCUCCUUGAGGCCUGCACAGCUGUGGCCAUGUUGCUGACCUGGCCAGGCAAGGCUGCUGUCUCCAUCCCUGAGCUGCCUGCCACCUCCCACUCCUGAAGAUCCACCUCUUGGGGCUCCCCUGACAGAGAAGACAGCCGAAGUCGAAGCCACAUCCUCUUGCUGACCUUGGAUGCAGGCUUUCCGGCCUCAGGGCCAGGGAGCCAGUUUCCACUGUGCAGGAACUCUUGAGUCAGACGUGGGAUGGGGGUCUGUCCACCCUGGCUGGAGCUGGAGGCAAGAUGCCAGGCCCCCUAGGUUUUCUCAGGGCAGUUCUUGGUGUCUGCCUCUCAGAUUCCAAGGACUGGAAUUAAAACCUUUCCUGGG